Molecule: messenger RNA, 3782 nt
Organism: Ficedula albicollis (Collared flycatcher)
Lineage: Eukaryota; Metazoa; Chordata; Aves; Passeriformes; Muscicapidae
Gene: PYGO1
Product: pygopus family PHD finger 1
Exons: 3
Coding region: 1-1230 (409 amino acids)
Source: RefSeq, a predicted model, not a curated record
AUGAAAGUGGUAGUAGACAGAGGUGGUGACAGUGGAUUGGAUGGGUUAGGAGGACCAGGAGUUCAGCUUGGAAGCCCUGAUAAGAAAAAGCGCAAGGCAAAUACACAGGGGUCAUCAUUUCCUCCUCCAUCUGAAUAUGCUCCACCACCGAACCCAAGCUCUGACCAUCUUGUAGCUGCAAAUCCAUUUGAUGACAACUAUAAUACUGUGUCUUAUAAACCACUUCCUUCAGGAAAUCCAUAUUUUAGUAAUCCUGGUUAUCCUGGCUUUGGAGGCUAUAACACUUUCAGAAUGCCACCUCACAUGCUGCCCAGAGUGUCCUCACCAUAUGGUGGUUCUUACUCCCUCAGAAACCAACCACAUCCUCUUCCUCAAAACCCUGUUGGCAUGGGUUUUAGUCGACCCCACUCUUUCAGCUUUGGUCCGCACGAUAACCCAGGUUUUGGGAAUCAGCCACCUUACAGCAGUGGUCAGAUAAACCAGAAUGUCAAUAUGCCUGCUCAGCACUUCAGGCCAAAUCCUGGGGAGAACUUUGGCCAUUCUGGUCAGAUACCUCACCCUGAUGUGCCAGCUAACUUUGGUCCUGGAAACAAUCCAAAUUUUCCAAAUUCUCAGCUAGAGUCAAACCAUUCUUUUGUUCCUCCACCAAACACGUACAACCAGACAAAAUCAUCAGCACAAAAGCAAGACUUCAGUCAAGGUGCAAGCAAAGCAUCCAGCCAGAACACUGCUGCUCAUCAGCAUCAUCACAGGACAGAGGAUGUUGUGAGUCAAGGUAACAGUGACCUGAAAAAUGUCACUCGAAACAAUGUGGUGAAUCAGGAUAACAGCCAUUCUAAUAGUGCUGAUAACACCAGUGCUGGCCACUCAAACGGGACUCAGAGCAAGUCCCGCCAGCCUCGAGGUACUGCAGAAGGAUGCAACUCCGAAAAGAGCAGCAAAACACCCCUCCACCCCAGUCGUCACGGACACUCGUCCUCUGAGCCCGUGUACCCGUGUGGCAUUUGUACACAUGAAGUCAAUGAUGACCAGGAUGCCAUCCUGUGUGAAGCCUCUUGCCAGAAAUGGUUCCACCGGAUCUGUACAGGCAUGACCGAGUCGGCCUACGGGCUCCUGACGGCAGAGGCGUCGGCGGUGUGGGGCUGUGACACUUGCAUGGCUGACAAGGAUGUGCAGCUGAUGCGCACAAGGGAGACUGCAGGGCCACCUGCACUGAACACAGAAGGCUGACAGCCUCAAGGGCUGCUCCUGCAGCAAACUUGCUGUGAAAAUUCGGUUCCAAAUUGGGUACUUCACUUUCUGCAGACAAUCAAUUGUGUUUGAUUGGUGUCAUCUUUUUUUCCCUAAUCUGUUUUCAUUCAUAAACUUCCAUCUCAGCUUUUGUACUCAUAGUUUUAUGUGUGCAAAUGGUUUACAGGAUGGAAUAUUUUUUGUUUCUGAUUAAACUGUAGCUGACAAUUGAUCGGAAGUAAGAUGAGCAUUGACAAUAUUACUGAAGGAAAAUAUGUGCCUGUAUGAAUAGCCCUAAUUUGCUAGUGUGUAUUAAUGUGUUAACUAACACUAGCAUUUAGUGCUUGGUUUUAAUGGUACUAUAUUUGUAAGUACUUAUUACUUUGUUUUUUUCUUUUGGCAUGAAUGUCUGUUAUUGAUGUUCUUGCUAGCCUUUCUUUGAAUAUAGUAGAGAUGACAUGGAGGAAUGUGCAGUACUAAUAGUUGUUAUUUUAGGGUAAAUACAGAGAAUUUUGUUUGUGCUUUUUCCUAUUUUUGAAGUAAAGCAUUAAUGUGCUAUUCAAAAUCAUGAAUUCAUGCUUAGUAACACAAUGAAACCCACUAACUAUUUCACAUUGCUGUUUCCUUGAAAAGGCAAUAAUCUCUUGGCUUCUCAGCAAUUACUUGCUGAAGGCUCUUGCUAGGUCUUGCAUUAUUUGGAAAUUGUUGUGAAAUAGGAUUAAAUUGGAAAGAGAACACAUUGAGUUUAUGAAGUCCACUGCUUUAAAUCUAGAGAAUGCCAAAACUAGGGUUGCACAUGUAACCUUAAUUCAUUUACCUUGAGGACGUACCUUGGGAUACAGUCUUUGCAUCUUGUCAUGGUUGUGCAGUCAUGCUCUUCUCUCUCAUUCUUUCUCACCGAUGGUUCCAGUCCCCUGCCUCAGUGCUGCCUGAGAAUUGUGGAUGAAGUAGUGCACGGAAAAUCCUGCCCAGCUUCCAGGGCUGUCAGCUCCAGCCUGCUCAGUCACCCUGAGCUUACACAGUCCCCUUGGCAUGAAGGAGGGGGUAAGGCAAUGGAGUGUGCUCUGCACAGGCUCCGAAUUGCAUGACAGUUUGGCUAGCAAAGUCUUAAAACUAAAUUCCCACCAGUGCCUCAGGCAGUUUUGCAGUGAGAGGGUGGGAAAUCUAAGGUGAAGAAAGAAAAUACAGCUGUCAUAUCAGGUGAGUUUAGCUCACAUCAGAACUAAGUAGUCAGAAGUUUAUUGCCUUUGCUAAACCUGAUAUCCUACUGAGAAGUAUGAAUGGCACUAGAGCUUCAUGUGUAAUGCUAAGAAAUUAAAUUUUAAUAAGGGUAAUUUGAUUUUAUUCUUGAUCUCAAAAAUAACCCCUUCUUUUUUGAAUGUUGGGAAUUAUCUAGCCUUGAACAGUUCAGCCUUAGCAGUUUGAUGAAGUUGCACGUGCAACUGAAAAAGUUCCUUUUGAGAGAGUACAGUUUCGAAUUAAGAAAAGGAGGCACUGUGCUAACGGAUUCUGCUUGGAAUAUGUACCACUGUGCUGGAAACAGUCUUUAAAUAGCAAUUAAAUCAUAUGUCAAGCUUACAGGUACUAGUCAUGUUCCUUAAUGUGAUAAAUUUUUCAGGUCUGUGAUGAUGAGGGAUAUAGGAGUUUAUAGAGAAUAUAGUCAUCUAAUAAAGAGGUAGUUUUUAUGGUAAGCUGUGCUAAUGAGUGAAAGUAAGGCCUGUUUGAUAGUUCACCAUCGUGUUUGAUUUUAAAUGGGCUCUACUCUGUACAUUCCUAGAAGAUACUGUGCAGAUCUACACAAUUUGUUUUAUUUUAAAAGUGAAAGUUUUGCUAUGUAAGUGCAGUUUUGGUUUUUUUUUUUUGCUUGCCUCUCAUCAGGAAAAAGAAAAUAAUGUCUGAAGUGUAAGUGACGUAUUUCAUAUCUUCAGAAUUUUCCUGGAUGGAGAUGUAAAGUGUAAGAUAGAUCCAGAGCUUCUGUGUUCAUCACUAGUUGCUUUAAUUUAGUACAUUAACUAGACUUGUUUUGUUAUAGGUAUGAUUUUAAAACCACCAACAAAAAAUCAAACAAGCAACAACCUCUGUUAGAGAGGUUUAUUCUUCAGUAGUUUUCCUACUGACUGACAGGCUUUGAAUUUUCUUUUGGUACCUGAAGUAGCAAUUAAACUGAACCUUGUUUAGGUAGAUUUGUUCCUCUGGGAAUCAGUUUAAUCUCUGCAAGAACUAGCACUGUGAACAUAGUGGAGCUGGUUCACACAUAUAGUAAUGUAAAUGAAAUAAAAAUUUUGCUCAGUGAAAAUUCAACCAAAGUCCCAAUGAUGAUAUUGUUACCUUUCCCACUCCCACACCCCAUGCCUCUUGUGAGAAGAUUUUGGGGCAUUUAUUCUCAGAAGUCCAAUUCGUGUUUUAACAUUUUGGAGCAGACAUUGUAUUUAAAAUAGCCAUGUAUUUCUUAAUCUGUUCCUCGACUCAACAUGAAGUUAGGCAACUAUUUUCUAGAUUAGCUGUUGGGACAUUGUUAUUUAAAUAUAGUUCUUAAAUAUUUAAAAUCAACU